Molecule: messenger RNA, 2046 nt
Organism: Hymenoscyphus albidus
Lineage: Eukaryota; Fungi; Ascomycota; Leotiomycetes; Helotiales; Helotiaceae
Source: the annotation of a GenBank genome assembly
CACAAGUUUAAAAAAUAAUGAUCAGAGUUUGCCAGAAAAUGCGUGAUGUACGAAGUUAAUACACCCAUUUUAAGAGCAGCUUGCACGUGACCGUCUAUUUUUCGGCUACACACCUGCUAUAUUGCGGUGUCGACGACAUACUUUGAAUGAGGAGACAAUAGCAAUGGACCGCUUCCUCUCCCAACUUUCGUUCAGCCACGAUGCAUCUGCUUCUUACACAGUAUAUGCCGUAUGGCUUGGUACCCUCAGUAUCGGCCUCUACCUAGCCUACCAAUGGGCGUUGCCAAAACCAAUACCCGGGAUUCCUUACAAUACAGAAGCUGUGAAGACAGUGUUUGGCGACGCGCCCUCUCUGGUAGAGCAUACGACCAAGACACGGGAGCUAUAUUCUUGGAUGGUCAAACAGAACAUAAAACUUCAAUCUCCAAUUAUUCAACUCUUUGUCCGGCCGCUGUCAAAGCCAUGGGUUGUUAUUGCAGACUUCCAAGAGGCUCAAGACAUUCUGAUCCGUCGCACAAAAGAAUUUGACAAGUCAAUCUGGUUCAAGGAUGUUGCUGGUGCUGUUAUGCCUGAAAGCCAUAUCUUUAUGAGAACGACUCCUCGAUUCAAGCAGCAUCGCCGGAUAAUUCAAGAUAUUAUGACCCCUGGGUUCCUGAACAACGUUGCCGCAUUACACAUUCAUAACGUCGCGAAGGACGUUAUUCGUCUCUGGGAGCAAAAGGCUAGAGUCACCAAAUCACAUCCAUUUGCCGUCAUCCAGGAUGUUCAUUAUGGAGCCCUGGACGCUAUCUGGUCCAUCAUUUUCGGAGAAGACUCAUCAAAUAAUACAACGCGGACGCAAUUGAAACUAUAUUCAACCAUCAAUUCUGUUGAACUUCCUAGCAAUAAGGAAUCAGAGGUAGAUCUACCACGCGCAGAGUCUCCUGUGACAGUCCAAUCUGUCAUGACCCUGACCCAGAGUAUAGACGCAAGUCUGAAGUCGCCAGUGCCUGCAUUAGCACAUUGGGUUUAUAGGCAGGGUUCUGAUAUGAAAAAGGCCUUCAAGACCAAGGAGGAAUUUAUUCAAAAGGAGGUUCAGCGGUCUCGGCAAAGGUUCGAAGAACAGGCUGGCAAGAUCGAGGUUCGGUGUGCAGUGGAUAACAUACUGCGACGAGAAGCUAUCUUUGCAGAGAAAGAAGGGCGGAAAGUGGACUUCCACUCCAGGGAUGUUUAUGACGAGGUAUGAUUUCGCUAUUCGUGCUGCAGUUGAGAGGCUUACCAAAUCCACAGGUCCUCGGCCUUCUAAUUGCUGCUCACGAUACGACAUCCACUUCGAUCCUAUGGGCGCUCAAGUUUCUGGCCGAUAACCAAGACGUACAGACGAAGCUUCGAGAAGCCCUUCGAACAGCACACAUGGGAGCAGUAGCAGAGAAGAGGUAUCCAACUUUCCAGGAAAUCGUGAAUACUACUUCACAUUAUAGGGAUGCCGUUGUUGAAGAGAUAUUCCGCGUCUCUCUCACCGAGGCUGCCGUCUGCCGCACGUCCUUGGUCGACACAGAAAUCCUAGGCCAUUUUGUUCCAAAGGAUACCGAGGUCUUUUUCAUGUGUAACGGCCCCAGUAUCUUCUCGUCGCCCUUCGUCAUUGAUGAGUCGACACGCAGCGCAACAUACGUCAAAAGCAGUACCUGCAACUGGGACCCGGCUCAUAUGGCCGCCUUUGACCCCGAUAGAUGGCUCGUGGACCGAGACGGACAGAAGGUGUUUGAGCCAUCAGCAGGCCCAUUACUCGUCUUCAGCCUUGGAGAACGUGGCUGUUAUGGUCGCAAAAUGGCAUAUUUGGAAAUGAGGCUUUUUCUCACUAUGCUGGUCUGGGCUUUCGAUUUUCAAGAGUGUCCGAAGGGUUUGAGCGGUUAUGGAGCAAUUGAUAAGCUUGUCCAUGCACCACAGCAGUGCUACAUUAAGCCUGUGAAGCUGGCCCUAUAGUAUGCACCCCAGGAAGAUUGUUUAGGGAUCAAUUCAGACUUUAGUAUUGAGUGUAAGAACAAUUCGUUUUUUGGCCUAUCAUAA